AUGGUGAAAGCUUCUGACGACAAUUUUGAACCUGUCUUUAAUCAGCUUUUGAAGGCCGAAGUUAAAGUAAUAUUUCAAACAUCCACAUCCAGAAAAGCAGAUGCACCUAAAGGGAUAAACUCUUCUACCAAUGCUGUUGCUCCAUUUUUCCAAAAGAGUGGAAAGAAGUUAUCAUAUACAAGUUUACUAGCGAAAUUGUUGUGUCCAAGUUUGCUGAAUUUGAUUUCCGAAAAUCAGACUGCCGCCAUUGAGAAGUUGGUUCCGUUUGAAUUAUCACGUUCUUUCUAUUAA
Messenger RNA from Funneliformis mosseae, 291 nucleotides. Lineage: Eukaryota; Fungi; Glomeromycota; Glomeromycetes; Glomerales; Glomeraceae. The record is from the annotation of a GenBank genome assembly.